AUGAACGAGGUCCUCUCCCCUCCACAGACAUACCUGUCUAAAACCAAACCCAACAACAACAAAGACAAUACCACCAAGAGUCUCUCCUGUCCUUCCCCAUCUGUGGCAGCGGCCUCAGCCUCCAACCAGCCUCCGCCCGCCAACAUUACCAUUGGAGCUGGGAGGCCAGUGAAAGGCUCGGAGCCUCCUAACAGGAUUAAGGGGGGACCUGCAGACAUGACAUCAGAGGAACCCCUGGGCCCGUGGGUGCCCAGCCCUGUCGGGGAGGUCAAGGUACUGCCUGAAGACGGGCUGGAGGAGCAACUCAACAGCUGCAACCAAGAAGUAAUGCACUAUCACACAUGUGACAUGGCCACUGAGGAAUGUGCAGCAAUCCCUGACAGUCUGUGCAGCGACGAGCCGUUUUGUAGGAUCUGCCAUGAAGGCAGGGCCUCAGGGGAGCUGCUGUCCCCCUGCGAGUGCUGCGGUAGCCUGGCCAUGGUGCACCGCACAUGCCUGGAGCACUGGCUCACCGCCUCCAACAGCAGCCACUGUGAACUCUGCCAUCACCAGUUUGCACUGGAGCGCCUGCCAAAACCUCUUACUGAGUGGCUGUGCGCUCCAUCCGUGCAGCAGCAGCGGAGGACGCUGUGUGGCGAUGCGGUGUGCUUCCUGUUCAUCACGCCGCUGGCCAGCCUGUCAGGAUGGCUGUGUGUCCAGGGAGCCAUGGACCUGUACUACACCAACGCCAUGGAGGCCCUGGGGCUGCUGGUCCUCACGCUGGCCCUCUUCACCAUAUACGUCUUCUGGACCAUGGUCUCUGUGCGCUACCACAUGCAUCUGUUCCAGACAUGGAAGAAGACGGACCAGAGAGUGCGACUGCAGAUUCCCUUGCCCCCCCAUACCACACCAACCCAACAGACCCUGUCCAUAAACCUCCUCAGCAAAGCCCCCAACAAAGAGACUAUGGUGUAG
Molecule: messenger RNA, 954 nt
Organism: Perca flavescens (yellow perch)
Lineage: Eukaryota; Metazoa; Chordata; Actinopteri; Perciformes; Percidae
Gene: marchf3
Product: membrane associated ring-CH-type finger 3
Exons: 5
Coding region: 1-954 (317 amino acids)
Biological process (GO): protein ubiquitination
Molecular function (GO): ubiquitin-protein transferase activity; zinc ion binding
Source: RefSeq, a predicted model, not a curated record